Molecule: messenger RNA, 1968 nt
Organism: Cannabis sativa
Lineage: Eukaryota; Viridiplantae; Streptophyta; Magnoliopsida; Rosales; Cannabaceae
Product: interactor of constitutive active ROPs 4
Exons: 3
Coding region: 559-1695 (378 amino acids)
Source: RefSeq, a predicted model, not a curated record
UUUUUUCACUCUCUUCAGUAAUGGAUAUUGAAUUAUUUGAUGUCCCCAAAAUGACCCUCUUGUCCUCUUCCUCUUGCCUUUCUCCAAAGCCACUGUCCUUCUCACUUCUCUUCUCAGCCUGUUCAAACACCUUUAAUUCAAACUUCAAACUCCUCUCUGUCUCUCUCUAGGCCUCACUCUCUUCUAUGCCACUUUCUCUUUCUAGCUUAAACUGUUUCUGGGCAAGUUUAUUUAUUUAUUUAUUUACCGCCUAGCCUUUGUGUUUCAAAAAAAGCUGUCAAUUUAUUACACUAUUUCUCAGUCCCACAACUAUUUUCUUUCUAACAACCCAUAAACAUUGUCUCCCCACCACUACUAGGCAACUUGCCCAUUAUCAUUAGGUGCUGAGUAGUUUUAUUCAUCUUUACUAGAAUUUCAAUGCAGCAACUCUGAAUCUCUGAUUAUGCCGUUGCAUUUUUUAGCUCAAAUUUAGCUACUGUGGUGCUGUUUACUUACAUUAAAAGAUCACACGCUUUUAUUGAUAUUCUACUGUCUCUUGUUCAGUAUCAGUAUAACCAAAUGCCGAGAUCAAGGGGAGCAUCGGAAGGGCCUCAAAGGUCAGCUGCUAGAGUCCCACCACAUCUCAGGACUUCAAGCUCUGAUUCAGAUCCUCUACACCAUCGGCCAAUUACUGAGCGGAGUCCAAAGCCAUUGGACCGUCGUUCCCCAAGAGGCACAAAAUCUGAACCUGUAACUCAGAAGAAAUUUGGCACACGCAUUGCUGAUUUAGAAUCACAACUUGGGCAGGCACAAGAAGAACUGAAGAAUCUCAAAGAGCAGCUGGCUUCUGCUGAGGCUGCAAAGAAAGAAGCCCAAGAACAGUUGGAGAAAAAGAUUGAGAAACCAAUAGUUCCAGAGGAGGAGAAACCCCCAAAGGUAACACAAGAAUUCAAUGAAAGGGAUAUCAGUCCCUCUAAUGAUGUUGUGGGAGAUAACCAGCAGCAGGAAACUGAUGUUUUUGAGGUUCUAGUGGAGAAAAUGACAGUUGAACCAAAACUUGAAACUAGUCAACUCACUGAAGAGGAGGUUCAAAAAGACAGCAAACUAGUUGACAUUUCUAUUGAGCCUCCACCUGCAUUGGAGGAGCUAGAAAAGUCAACCAUGAAAGAAUUGGCUCUAAAGAAUGAUGAAAUAAAAAUGCUGAGAACCAAAUUAGAAGAGAAGGAAAAGGAAGUGGAUGUUUAUGGUCAAGAAAAUGAAAACCUGAAGAACAAGCUGGAGGAAGCUGCUUCAAAAAUCUCAUCUGGUCAAACCAAGGAAGAGGAAAUGUCCCUGAGGUUGAGUCAACUUGGAGAAGACCUGGAAAGCAGCAAAUCGAAUGCAGCUCAACUGAGUGAGCAGCUGAAAUCCGUGGAAGCAGCCAAGGAGGAACUCGAGACUGAGAUGAAGAAGAUAAGAGUGCAGACAGAGCAGUGGAGAAAAGCAGCAGAUGCUGCAGCAGCUGUACUUUCCGGAGGCAUGGACAUGAAUGGGAGAAUCUCUGAGAGGUGUGGCUCCAUGGACAAACAUUUCGGUGGUAGCUACGAGCCCCAAGCUGGUGGCUUUGGAGGUUUCAUGGGGUCUCCUGAUUUGGAUGAUGGUUUCGGUAGUGGAAAACGAAAGGGUUCUGGGAUAAAAAUGUUUGGAGACUUGUGGAGAAAGAAAGGCCAGAAAUAGAGAUGAUCAUCCAUGUUAAGUUAUAUGACUAGGUUUUUGGUUAUAAUGAAACAGUUUCUUACUGUUUCAUACUAUGAUAGUAGGCAUAUUUGUAUUAAUUCUGUCAGUCAUAUCAAAUUCUUGUCCUUCUUUCCUCUAGGCAGCUUAUAUUAUUGUUUAUUUAGCACCCUAUGUAGUAUGUGGUACAAUGGUACUUGGAAUGGAAGUUAAAUUCAUGGUAAGGUGAGGUGAGGAAUCCCAUCCCGUAUUUGAAAAAUGGGACAUUUUGGUGCA